AUGUCGGGCAGGUCGGUCCGAGCGGAGACCCGGAGCAGGGCGAAAGAUGACAUCAAGCGGGUUAUGGCCGCGAUUGAGAAAGUACGGAAAUGGUAAGACAGAGGGAAAAAACACUCGUUGCCUAACAUGAGGAAAAGCCUUGCUUGUUGGGGGCAGAGGGGAGGGGGGAGAGAACGAGCAAGAAUGCAAUUGAAAGACUGCUGAUAUUUUAAGGGAAUUUAGGACAGAUUGCCCUUCUCAGGUGCGCUAGGGCGCACUCGUGGUGUGCGCGACUACGUAUAUCUAAUCGCCUACAAACCAGAUCCCUAUGAUUUUAGAGAAUUUUCCACCAAGGUUUAAUGUGGGUUGAACCCAGAAGCCAUUUCGUUGCAGUCACAUGAAGCCAUUCCUUUCUCCUGGCGGCUGUAGUAGUGAAGAGGGAGAGCCGACUGUUUCAGAACGCCGACUCGACGCAAAUCAUUCAAAAACACACUUCUGGACUAUAGGCUACGACUAGUGCGCUCUAGAGUCUGAGUACUUUUUAGACCGUCUGGAGUUUUAAAUGAAGCGCUUUGAGUCGCCCUUUAGGUCGAAAAGAGAUUGCGCGUGGGGGCUGGGAGAGGGAGUACUCAUGUUUGACUGAAGACGCAAUGAGUCAGUCUCAGGGUUUUACAAAUAUAACAUUUUCAAAGUUUAGCAAUACCACUGAAUUUUUUUCCCUUUCAAAAUAUGUUAAUUAAUUGUUUUCUAGCAAGGCACCAUUUAUUUUCACCAGUGGGUUAGUUUGAUUAGUUUACUUUAUGAAUUAAAAUUGAGAUUCUGCACUCGUGUCCCCAUUAUUAAGUAAUUCUGCUAAAACAUUUGAAAAAUCACUGUUAAAAAGCAAUAGGACCAUAUUGAAGGCUAUUUGCAAAUUACAAUCAGGAAACCUUCAAGAUGGAAAGAAUUAAAACAAAUUCUAAUAGCCUACCAAAGUUUGUUUUCGUGUUUAUGUUUCAAUUGUGCUUUUCAAUUGUAAUAGGCCCACAUUUGUAUCGAAUCUGCUAGUGCAGAAAUUAAAUUACUGUUUUAUUAUUAUUAUGCAAAAAGGCCUCAUUGGUUUUAACUAGGAGGGAUGGGAACCAUUAUGCUAUUAAUCAAUCAAUCAAAUUGUAUUUACUUUUAUUACUAUAGUCUGUGACUGUCUCCAUGUUCUUGUUUCUGUCUGACUGACUGACUUUUUUCUUUGUGGUGUUUUGCGUGUACCACUGGUCCAGUUGAUACCACUAAAGAAACAUUGAAUGGGAAUUGAAUUGAACCAUUAAAUUAAUUCUAAACCUGUGUGUGUUUGUGUGUGUGUGUGUGUGUCUACAAGGGAGAAGAAAUGGGUGACAGUUGGUGACACGUCCCUGAGGAUCUUCAAGUGGGUUCCAGUGACUCAGCCCAAAUCAGCAGAUGAUGUACGUAAUCCCCCCCACACACGUCAGCUGCAUUCAAGUUCAGUAGAUUAGUUUUUUACAGGAAUUCUCUAAGCACCUCUUCAAACUCCACAAACUCACAUCACGUCACUGUGUUGUAUGUAACCAGUAUUUCUGCCGCCAUCUGUUAUCUUGCAGAAGAAUAAGAAGAAGAAAAAGGGGAAGGAUGAGAAGUAUGGGUCAGAAUUGACCACACCAGAGAAUAGCUCUUCUCCUGGGAUGAUGGACAUGCAUGGUGAGUAAUGCUCAUUUCAGAGUCCAUAGCCACGAUACUCUGGCGAACGGUCCAUUAUUACUAAUCCUGGAUGCUGAUUGGUUAAAACCGCAUUCCAGCCAGCGUCUAUUCCACAAGUUACCACAGGCUAAAGCUAUGACGUUGAAAGGCCUAUUUACUCUGUUCCAUCGCACUGCGCAAUCCACUGUCUCAUCAUCCCAACCAGCCAAUUUAUAAACUUGAUCUCCACUAUAAAGAUAAUCUAUACAUUAUCUAACAUUUCUUUUAGAGUAGCAUUUGGUUUUCAACAGCGGAGAUUUGUAUAAACCUUGCUGUAUGUAUCCGAAAUGUGCAACAUUGUUUCAAUAUUGAAAUUCAAUCUCCAGCUGUCCCAUAGUAAUGAACGAGUCGGGACGAGACAGACAGACAGCUUUUCUCAGCCAGCAUAAUUUUUAUGGAUAUGUACAAAGAAAUAUCAAUAGAAAACAGGUCAAACAAAAUGCAGCUACUUUGCAGUCUUUCCAGCUUAAGUUUGAAGUGAUUGUGUUAGUUGUGUUGUUGGCUGAACAACAGUGUCCUGACGAGAGCGCACAUUUUCUAUGCCAGGCGAUAUCGUGCAUCAUUAGCUCAUUGUUAUGGAUGUAUCCAAAUAAAUGUCACUAGAAAGCAGCUUAAACAAAUGCAAAUGCAGCUACUUUGCUGUUAUUCUGGCUGCACUGUUUGACAUGACUGUAAGUUAUCAUUAUUUGAAUAUGUUGGUAACCCGUUGUAUAAAAGUGAUAAUGCCCUCGAAGCCAGUGUUUGGAGGAUAUAUUGGCACAGUUUGCUAACAACACCCAUGCCAAUACAGUGCAUUCGGAAAGUAUUCAGACACUUUGACUUUUUCCACAUUUUGUUAUGUUACAGCCUUAUUAUAAAAUUGAAUUAAAAAAAAAAACAUCCUCAUUAAUCCACACACAAUACCCCAUAAUAACAAAGCGAAAACAGGUUUUUAGAUUUUUUUGCAAAUUUGUUAAAAAUAAAAAACAGAUACCUUAUUCACAUAAGUAUUCAGACCCUUUGCGAUGAGACUCGACAUUGAACUCAGGUGCAUCCUGUUUCCAUAGAUCAUCCUUGAGAUGUUUCUACAACUUGAUGGGAGUCCACCUGUGCUAAAUUCAAUUGAUUGGACAUGCUUUGGAAGGGCACACACUUGUCUAUAUAAGGUCCCACAGUUGACAGUGCAUGUCAGAGCAAAAACCGAAGGAAUUGUCCGUAGAGCUCUGAGACAGGAUUGUGUUGAGGCACAGAUCUGGGGAAGGGUAUCAAAAAAUGCCUGCAGCAUUAAAGGUCCCCAAGAACAGCGGUCUAAGGCACUGCAUCAUGAAAAACAAAACAAAAAAGUUCUUAAAUGGAAUAAGUUUGGAACCACCAAGACUCUUCCUAGAGCUGGCCGCCCGGCCAAACUGAGCAAUCGGGGGAUAAGUGCCUUGGUCAGGGAGUUAACCAAGAACCCGAUGGUCACUCUGGCAGAGCUCCGGAGUUCCUCUGUGGAGAUGGGAGAACCUUCCAGAAGGACAACCAUCUCUGCAGCACUCCACCAAUCAGGCCUUUAUGGUAGAGUGGCCAGACAGAAGCCACUCCUCAGUAAAAGGCACAUGACAGCCCGCUUGGAGUUUGCCAAAAGGCACCUAAAGGACUCUCAGACCAUGAGAAACAAGAUUCUCUGAUCUGAUGAAACCAAUAUUGAACUCUUUGGCCUGAAUGCCAAGCAUCACGUCUGGAGGAAACCUGGCACCAUCCCUAUGGUGAAGCAUGGUGGUGGCAGCAUCAUGCUGUGGGGAUGUUUUUCAGCGGCAGGGACUGGGAGACUAGUCAGGAUCGAGGGAAAGAUGAACGGAGCAAAGUACAGAGAGGUCCUUGAUGAAAACUUGCUCCAGAGCGCUCAGGACCUCAGACUGGGGCGAAGGUUCACCUUCUAACAGGACAACGACCCUAAGGACACAGCCAAGACAAUGCAGGAGUGGCUUCGGGACAAGUCUCUGAAUGUCCUUGAUUGGCCCAGCCAGAGCCCUGACUUGAACCCGAUCAAACAUCUCUGGAGAGACCUGAAAAUAGCUGUGCAGCGACACUCCCCAUCCAACCUGACUGAAUACUUUAUGUAAAUGUUAUAUUUUUUUGUUUGUUUUUGUGCAAAUAUUUCUAAAAACCAGUUUUUGCUUUGUCAUUAUGGGGUAUUGUGUGUUGGUUGAUGAGGGGAAAAAACAAUUGAAUCCAUUUUAGAAUAAGGCUGUAACAUAACAAAAUAUGGGAAAAGUCAAGGGGUCUGAAUACUUUCCGAAUGCACUGUAUAUCCUCCAAACACCGGCUUCUCGGGCAUUAUCACUUAAUUACAAACCUUGGUUGUUAUCUAGUUGCGGCUGUAUCUCACAAUAAACCAUGUGGCUCUGCCGCUUUGAACUCUGUAGGACACUUAACACCCGCUGUGUGGGUCAGUGUAUAUGCCUGUGGACCCAGAAAGUUAAACCAAAUUAAAACCCCUCUCUCGCUCCUUCUCUCUUUCAGACGACAACAGUAACCAGAGUUCCAUCGCCGACUCCUCCCCUGUCAAACAGGAAACCAGCUGCAGCACUAGCCCCGCCCCCGAACCCACUGCCGUAUCCCACGGCGACAGCAGUGAGGCCAAGAGCGACCAGAGCCCUGACAGCAAGAGGGGUGAGACAUGCACACACACACCCACCACCACGAACAGGGUGUAUCACUGACAAUUGCCCAGCCUGAAAUCCCCUCCUUUUGUGGCCCUUUCCUUAGACACUUCUAAUAGAACUGGAUGGUUGAAGCUAAUGGUAGGGUUUAGAAGAACAGUGUAUAUUCAAUUGCUGUUUGGUUAGCUGGUUAGGCCUGAAGUUACAGGGCAGUAGUCAGAGACUCAUCACCCUGAGAGGGGGAGAGAGAAGGAUAUAGAGAGAGAGUUCAGCUGUGACCAGACCCUUGGUGCUUCAAUUGCCAACCAUCCAUCUUCACCCCUACUAACAAGAGACCUCUCUCAGCCUGGUGCAAAAUACAACUCUCGCUCUACCCCGCUCUCUUUCUCUCUACCCCUCUCCUCUCUCUAGUAGCCCUACAUAUAAUACUCCUCCCCAGUUAUGCCUUUGUAGCUGAACAUGUGUAACUAUUGCAUAUUACCACACAGAGGCAUCAAUGUGUUUAGAAUUCCUUUCCAGUAUCCCUUGACUUGAGUUGUUUGUAGUAAAAAAGGGGAAAACAUGAAUACUCAACAGUAGAAUGUCUUGUAACAGAAACGAUGCAUGAUUUAUCUGGGCCCUUAUUAAUUGAUGGUCAAACGCAGUCAUUCAACAGUAACAGAUCUGACAGGUUUACCAGGUGAUUCAUGUCAUGUGUUAAUGUGUGUGUGUGUGUCUGUGUUUGUGGUGCAGGGAAGAGCAACCUGUCCACUGAGGGCUCAGAGAGAGGACAGAGGGACAAGAGAGACAGCAGACAGACGUCCUCAGGAGACAAGGACACCUCAGACAGCCGCAAAGCCACUCAGGUACUCUACUCUACGUUCUACUAUACUGUAUAUUCUACUCUUUCUCCAUGAAGAAGAUGAGUGGCCUGAGGACCUCCUUGGAAACCAGAUGAUUAAUUUAAGGGUUUUUAUCCCAUCCACAUUUCUAAAUGAAUAGAUGGACCGAUAACUUCCUCAGCUGUAGUUGUGUUUGUAUGUUUUGUAGGCGGCAGGUAGCCUAGCGGGUAAGAGUGUUGGGACAGUGGGGCCUCCCGAGUGGUGCAGUGGUCUCUGUGCCACUAGAGAUCCUGGUUCGAGUCCAGGCUCUGACGCAGCCGGCCAUGACAGGGAGACCCAUGGGCGGCGCACAAUUGGCCCAGCGUCAUCCAGGUUUGGGGAGGGUUUGGUGCAGUGCACACUGACACGGUCGCCAGGGUAACGAUGUUUCCUCUGACACAUUGUUGCGGGCUGGCUUCCGGGUUAAGCUGGCACUGUGUCAAGAAGCAGUGCGGCUCGGUUGGGUUGUGUUUCGGAGGACGCACGGCUCUCGACCUUCGCCUCUCCCGAGUCCGUACGGGAGUUGCAGCGAUGGGACAAGACUGUAACUACCAAUUGGAUACCACGAAAUUGGGGAGAAAAAUGUGGUAAAAUAAAAUAACAAAAAACUAUGAUAAAAUAAAAAAAGUGUUGGGACAGUAACCGAAUCACUGAGCCGACUAGGCCAAAAAUCUGUCGGUGCCCUUGAGCAAAACACUUAACCCUAAUUGCUCCUGUAAGUCGCUCUGGAAAAGAGUGUCUGCUAAAUUACUAAAAUGUCAAAAAUGUAUGUUAGCAGAGGCAAGCUGGUACAGCCUUGUUUUAGCUAAAACACCAUUAUCUGACUGCGUGUUUGUCUCUGGGCUGGCAGGAACAGGAGGAAGAGGCUCCUCCCAGUAAGAAGAGCAAGCAGGAGUCUCCAUCUCAGGACUACGAGGAGAAAUAGCCGCUGCAUCCUUUCUUCUCUCUAUCCUCUUCCUUCCCUCCCUCUCUUCCUCCCCCC
Coregonus sp. 'balchen' is the source of this 6176-nucleotide messenger RNA. Lineage: Eukaryota; Metazoa; Chordata; Actinopteri; Salmoniformes; Salmonidae. The record is from the annotation of a GenBank genome assembly.